Raphanus sativus (radish) is the source of this 773-nucleotide messenger RNA. RefSeq lists its product as uncharacterized. The transcript is spliced from 5 exons. Gene Ontology annotation, biological process: regulation of DNA-templated transcription. NCBI's taxonomy places the organism in Eukaryota, Viridiplantae, Streptophyta, Magnoliopsida, Brassicales, Brassicaceae. Gene Ontology annotation, cellular component: nucleus. The record is from RefSeq and is a predicted model, not a curated record. Gene Ontology annotation, molecular function: DNA-binding transcription factor activity; sequence-specific DNA binding. Bases 135 to 695 code for a protein of 186 amino acids.
CAGAAUACAAGGCUGACAUGUGAGAGACGAGAGGAUCCUAUAAACAUUGAAUAAACUCAGAUAUCUAGUUCCUCUUUCUUACUCUAUAUAGAAGAGAAUCCAAAGAGGAGGAGGAGAAGCUAAAGCAUUGAAGAAUGGUUUCGCGGAACAAGAAUGAUUCCUCUAUGCGUGAGAAGUUUCAAUUACUUCGUUCAGUCACUAACUCACAUGCUGAGAGCGAAACAUCGAUCAUAGCGGAUGCAUCAAAGUAUAUCAAAAAGCUUAAGAAGAAAGUCAAAGAAAUCAACAAUGGGACCACGUCUGAGCAAUACUUCUGUGAUCCUACCGAUCCCAUGGUAAUAGUGGAAACCCUAGAGAAUGGAUUCUUGAUAAAUAUAACGUCAAGGAAGAAUGAUGGAGGUAUGUUGGUUUGUCUUCUUGAAGCCUUUGAAGAUCUUGGACUUGAGGUUGUUGAAGCUACGGUUUCAUGUACAGACUCAUUUAGCAUGCAUGCUGUUGGUUCAUCAAAUAAUGAUGAUGGUGAAAGAAUGGAUGCUGAAGCAGUGAAACAGGCAGUUGAAGUAGCAGUCAGGACCUGGAGUGAUGGACAUGAUCCAAAAUGUAUCAUGCUAAGAAUCGGCUACCCCAUAAAGGAUAGAGCUUUCGUGAUCAUCAUUUCCAGCCAAUCACAGUAUAUCGGGUGCCAUUCUAUGUAAAGAACUUCAGUAUACCAUCAUUUAUAAAAUCCACGGUCCUUUGCUGGUCUGGUUUCUUAAUAAGAAACAAGCAAACAA